AUGAGAUAGGGUGUGUUGCAGUUGUACCGGCGAAUUGCAUCAACUGAACAUUUCGCUUUAAUUUCCAAGUAUCGAUUUAUUGAUUUUUUGCUUCAAUAUUUGUUUAUAUGCAUUAAAAAAUGUCGGCUUCGAAUACGAUUUUUGUUGAAAGUAAUAACGUGACGUACACAGAUGAUUACAUCGAUGCUAAAUAUGAAUAUCAAACAUCGAUUGUUAAGAAAAGUGUGAAUAAAUUUACCGUAUGUCCCAAAAGCUGUACCCUUAAUUUCCGCACAGACAGACAUGUCCCACGACUUGGAUUAAUGCUUGUAGGUUGGGGUGGUAACAAUGGAAGCACGAUCACAGCAGCUCUCGAAGCAAACAGACGUCAAUUACAAUGGCGCACAAAAACUGGAGUUCAAACAGCCAAUUGGUAUGGUUCUUUGACACAAGCAUCUACCGUUUUGCUGGGACAAGAUGAACAUGGUCAAGAUGUGCAUGUACCCAUGAAAGAUCUUUUGCCGAUGAUUAAUCCUAAUGAUAUAGUCUUGGAUGGUUGGGAUAUCAAUGAUGCUGAUAUUGGCAUGGCCAUGGUACGUGCACAAGUGCUUGAUGUUGCAAUUCAGGAUCAAGUAAUCAAACAACUUUCAUGUAUGACGCCCCGUCCUUCAAUCUAUGAUCCAUCAUUUAUAGCAGAAAAUCAAGCUGAUCGAGCAAAUAAUGUCAUUAAAGGAACGAAAUAUGAACAGUAUGAGCAAAUACGAGCUGAUAUAAGGGAUUUCAAGAGAUCAUCUGGUGUUGAUCAAGUGAUUGUGUUGUGGACAGCAAAUACAGAACGAUUUUGUGAUGUUCAAGCUGGUUUGAAUUCAACUAGUUCUGAGUUAUGGGCUUCUCUAAAAGCUGAUAAGUCCGAAAUAUCACCCUCUACCAUAUUUGCAAUGGCUAGCAUAAUGGAGAAGUGUACUUACAUAAAUGGAUCUCCACAAAACACAUUUGUACCGGGAGUUCUGGAAUUAGCAGAACUAGAAAAUGUUUUUAUUGCUGGAGAUGAUUUUAAAUCUGGACAAACAAAAUUAAAAUCAGUGUUGGUCGAUUUCUUGGUUAGUGCCGGCAUAAAACCUGUUUCAAUUGUGAGUUACAAUCAUCUUGGCAAUAAUGAUGGAAAAAAUCUCUCAGAACCAAAACAAUUUCGAUCCAAAGAAAUUUCGAAAAGUAAUGUUGUCGAUGAUAUGGUCAAUUCUAAUUCAAUUCUUUAUGGUCCCAAGGAGCACCCGGAUCAUACCGUAGUCAUCAAAUAUGUGCCGUAUGUUGGUGACAGUAAAAGGGCAAUGGAUGAAUAUACAUCACAGUUAAUGCUUGGAGGCCACAAUACAAUUAUUGUUCAUAACACCUGUGAAGAUUCUCUUUUAGCAGCUCCUAUUAUUUUAGAUCUGGUUUUAUUGGCAGAGUUAUGCCAACGUAUAAAGGUUCGUAAAGAGGGCUCUGAAGAAUUUAUUGGUUUUCGAUCAGUACUAUCUUUGCUGAGCUAUUUGUGUAAAGCCCCUCUCGUUCCUGAGGGAGCUCCUGUUGUCAAUGCUUUGUUUAGGCAAAGAGCAGCCAUUGAAAAUGUAAUGAGAGCUUGUUUGGGAUUAGGCCCUUGCCAUCACAUGCAACUUGAGCAUAGACUAGAUCUGAAUUUAUUAACAGCUAAUGGACAUAUGAAUGGUGGGGAGCCUCCAAUUAAGAAACAGAGACCACAGAAUAACUCUAUUAAAAUGUAAGGUAAAUUUAUCAGAAGUUAAAGAUAAUACAAAUCAGUAUUUUCGCUAUUAUAUUAGAAAUAACACUAUAUGUACUUAAUGUUUUAGUGUUGUACCCCACAGAAAAGCUU
Ctenocephalides felis (cat flea) is the source of this 1849-nucleotide messenger RNA. RefSeq names its product inositol-3-phosphate synthase (gene Inos). The record is from RefSeq and is a predicted model, not a curated record. Gene Ontology annotation, biological process: phospholipid biosynthetic process; inositol biosynthetic process. Lineage: Eukaryota; Metazoa; Arthropoda; Insecta; Siphonaptera; Pulicidae. Gene Ontology annotation, cellular component: cytoplasm. The coding region runs from base 120 to 1739 and encodes 539 amino acids. Gene Ontology annotation, molecular function: inositol-3-phosphate synthase activity. The transcript is spliced from 11 exons.